Bombina bombina (fire-bellied toad) is the source of this 954-nucleotide messenger RNA. Its product is annotated as olfactory receptor 6N2-like. Gene Ontology annotation, molecular function: G protein-coupled receptor activity; olfactory receptor activity. The record is from RefSeq and is a predicted model, not a curated record. Gene Ontology annotation, cellular component: membrane. Lineage: Eukaryota; Metazoa; Chordata; Amphibia; Anura; Bombinatoridae. Gene Ontology annotation, biological process: G protein-coupled receptor signaling pathway. The coding region runs from base 1 to 954 and encodes 317 amino acids. The transcript has a single exon.
AUGGACAACAAAAACCAAUCUCUGAUCAUAAAUUUUAUUAUAACUGGAUUUUCAGAUAUUAAUGAAUUUCAGGUUCUGCUCUUCGCCUUGUUGAGCUUUGCUUACUUUUUUACAAUCAGUGGUAACCUUACAGUAAUAUCACUAAUAUGUAUGCACCACCACCUCCAUGUACCCCUCUAUAGCUUUGUUGCCAUACUUUCUUUUGUGGAGAUCUGGUAUACAACAGUCACAAUUCCUAAAAUGCUAAACAGCUUGAUGGAGAACAAAAUUAUCUCUUAUGCUGGAUGCCUGAUGCAAAUCUAUUUUCUCCAUGUCCUUGGUAUAACAGAGACCUACCUUUUAACAGCAAUGGCCUAUGAUCGAUAUAUGGCCAUAUGCAAUCCUCUCAGAUAUCCAACCAUAAUGACUAUUAAGUGCUGUUUACAGCUGGCAAGCUGUUGUUGGGUUCUUGGUUUCUUUGGACCUAUAACAAAGAUAGUCUUGCUUAAUGAAUUAUCAUUCUGUCAUUCAAACAAGAUUGAACACAUAUUCUGUGACUUCUUUCCUUUGAUAAACUUGUCAUGCACCAAUGCCUCGCUCAAUGUAACUGUGGACGUCACAAUAAACUCUUUCCUUCUGUUUGUUGCCUUCUUCUUCAUUAUCUUAUCGUAUGUCAAGAUAAUUUCGGACAUUUUAAAAAUAAGCACAACACAAGGAAGAAAGAAAGCAUUUUCUACUUGUGGUGCACACCUAACUGUGGUUCUACUAUUCUUUGGUAGUGUAGCCUUUACAUAUAUACGACUUACCAAAAAACGUUCUAUCAGCUAUGAUCGAGUAAUGGCUAUUGUUUAUACUGUUUUAACACCCAUGUGUAAUCCAAUUAUUUAUAGUUUGAGAAACAGAGAGAUAAAGGAAGUCCUCAAGAAAACAUUUUUCAGAAGAUCUAAACGACUAAAAAGUGAUACCAUACCAUAG